CGCCUCCGUGCGCGCCGGGGUCACGACGCAAGGCGGCCCAGAGCAGCCUGGGAGAUGUAGUCCUCGGACCGUCCCCGCUAGAGGCUGCACAGCCCGCCCUGACCACUGCCGCCGCGCCCGCCGCCGCCCGGCCGGCGCCCUCCCGUUUCCUUCCUCCAGGGGGAAAAAUGUCCUUCGGGCCGCUUUCCAGGAAGCAGCAGGAUGUGCCGCUCCACUGUCAGUAGCAACAAGGGACAGCUUUGGCGGGAGGAAAGAGCUGUUGGCUAAAACGAAUGCGUCUUUUGGACGACCUGUGGCGUUCUCCAGUGCUGUGAUUGCUGCGCAAACCAUGCAGGAUGAUUUACUGAUGGACAAAAGCAAAACCCAGCCCCAGCAGCAGCGGCAGCAGCAGCAGCAGCCCCAGCCCGAACCCAGCGCAGCCGAAGCCCCGUCCACGCCCCUCUCCUCAGAGACCCCCAAGCCGGAGGACAGCAGCGCAGUGCCGGCCCUCAGCCCCGCCGCGGCCCCGCCGGCCCCCAACGGCCCCGACAAGAUGCAGAUGGAAUCGCCGCUCCUGCCGGGCUUGAGUUUCCACCAGCCCCCUCAGCAGCCGCCGCCGCCGCCGCAGGAGCCCGCGGCGCCAGGCGCGUCGCUGUCGCCGUCCUUCGGCAGCACCUGGUCCACGGGCACCACGAACGCGGUGGAGGACAGCUUCUUCCAGGGGAUCACCCCAGUCAACGGGACCAUGCUCUUCCAGAACUUCCCGCACCACGUCAACCCAGUCUUCGGAGGCACCUUCUCUCCGCAGAUCGGCCUGGCGCAGACCCAACACCACCAGCAGCCGCCGCCGCCGGCGCCGCAGCCCGCGCAGCCCUCGCAGCCCCCGCAGGCGCAUUGUUAA
Ailuropoda melanoleuca (giant panda) is the source of this 880-nucleotide messenger RNA. Its product is annotated as cytoplasmic polyadenylation element-binding protein 3-like. The transcript has 4 exons. NCBI's taxonomy places the organism in Eukaryota, Metazoa, Chordata, Mammalia, Carnivora, Ursidae. The coding region runs from base 329 to 880 and encodes 183 amino acids. The record is from RefSeq and is a predicted model, not a curated record.